AUGGCCUCCUUCGAGGAAGACUCCGACCUCCAGGAGGAGUCGGACGACUACAGCUACGAGUCCGGGGAGGACGACAACGCCUCCGACUCGGAGGCGGAGACGUCGCCGCCGCAGCAGCCCUACCCGGUGUCCUUGUCGGAAGAGGAGGUCGCGUCGGAGGCGCGCCGCCGCGCGACGGCCGUGCAGCGCGCCCUCGGCUGCUCGGCCUUCGCGGCGCGCGUCGCGCUGCGGCUCGGCCGCUGGCAGCACGCCGCGGCCGUCCGCGACGCCGCGGCGCCUGACGCGCCGGCCGCGGACGACGGGAACUCGUGCGCCGUCUGCUACGGCGACGGCCUCGCGCUCGUCGCCAACGAGCGCUGCGGCCACGGCUUCUGCGGCGACUGCUGGCGCGGCUUCCUCGCCGUGGCGCCGGGCCUCGACGCCGGCUGCCCGUCCGCGGGCUGCGGUCGGCUGCCGUCCGACGCCGUCGUCGCGCGCGUCUUCGGCGCGGAUUCCCCGGAGGCGGCGCGGCGCGCGGCGCUCUGGGCGAACUCGCUCGUCGACGACGGGGCCGACGCGCGCUGGUGCCCGCGGGGCUGCGGCCGCGCCGUGCUCUUCGACGCGUCCGGCGACGCCGCGCGGUGCGCGGAAGCGCGGUGCGACUGCGACGACUCCAACCGCUUCUGCGGCCGCUGCGGCCUCGACGCCCACGCGCCGGCGACCUGCGAGGACGCCGUCACGUGGGUGCGCAAGCGCGAGGAGGACGCGACCGUCGCCGCCGACGCCGCG
Messenger RNA from Aureococcus anophagefferens, 768 nucleotides. RefSeq lists its product as hypothetical. The record is from RefSeq and is a predicted model, not a curated record. Gene Ontology annotation, cellular component: ubiquitin ligase complex; cytoplasm. The transcript has a single exon. The annotation marks the transcript as partial. NCBI's taxonomy places the organism in Eukaryota, Pelagophyceae, Pelagomonadales, Pelagomonadaceae. Gene Ontology annotation, molecular function: ubiquitin protein ligase activity; ubiquitin conjugating enzyme binding; zinc ion binding. Gene Ontology annotation, biological process: protein polyubiquitination; ubiquitin-dependent protein catabolic process; positive regulation of proteasomal ubiquitin-dependent protein catabolic process.